Heterobilharzia americana is the source of this 1648-nucleotide messenger RNA. Lineage: Eukaryota; Metazoa; Platyhelminthes; Trematoda; Strigeidida; Schistosomatidae. The record is from the annotation of a GenBank genome assembly.
GCGUCCUUGAAGUAAGGUCGUCAUCUAAAAAAGCCAUGAAAACAGUGAUACAAAGACCGACGGGACUGUUGAUCUUAUUGUUCUUCAGCUACUUUUUCAUUUCAUUAGCUCGAAGGGCUAUACAAAACAUCUACCCUAUAAUUCCAACUGAACAUAAAGGAAAUAAAGGAAAUACACACUUAGGUUUAAUAAUAACUGCUCAAACAUUGGGUUAUACAGUUACAAAAUUGGUUGGUGGAGUUCUCAUGGAUCAUCUAAAUCCACUCAAUGUAUUUAUAUACUCACUUAUUUCUGUUUCAGGCUUCCUUUUUCUUUUAUCAGUUUCAUCUCAUUGGUUGGUUUGGUUACUGUUAAACGGAUUGACGGGUAUAACGCUUGGUUCUGGUUGGCCGGCCAUAUCAAAAUUACUGCGUAUGCAUAUAUCUCCUCAAGAGCUAGCCACUUGGUGGGGAAUUAUAUCAUCAUCUGCUAAUGUAGCCGGGUGUUUAGGAUCUUGGAUAUCCAUUGGAAUCGUUUCAAUAUCAGUCUUAAUUUUUGGUGAUUCUGCAUGGAUAGCGCCAUUUAUUAUUGUUGGGAUUUUGUGCAUCAUAUCUGCUUUAUUGCUUAUUGUAUAUCAACGUCUCCAAACGGCACAUCUCACUAAGCUUGAUAACAAAAUUCAUACAAAAACUAUAUCAACUGAAUCAUUGAUUUCUAACAAAUGUUCACCUAUUGAAAUUUUAACGAAUGAUCAAUCAUUUCCUAGAAAUCCAGAUUCAGUAUUAAAGCAUAGGGAGUGUUAUUCUAAUCCAAUGCAAAUGUCUACCACUGCAAAUAAUCAAGCAGAGAUUUUAGAUGAAAAAGCUGAACAAAAAAUGAAUUGUACAAACGAUCAACACUAUCAAAGAACACAACCUGUAAAAUUGACUGUUAUUCAUCAAAUUUCAAGGUUGUUUCUUACUUUAAGCCCAAGACAACGUUUACUACUAUUCAGUUCUGCUACUGUUCAUAUGUGCAGUACAUUUCUACGCUAUGCUAUAGCUGAUUGGAUUGGGGUAAUGCUUACAGAGAAUCAGAAUGCAUACCCUAAAAGUGUAGCAAAUUUGGUUGUUAGCAGCUACGAAUGUGGGGGAAUACUCGGUUGUAUGUUAGUUGGAGUAGUAGCUGAUUUGAAUUUGUUUAAUAAGAAUAACUCAUGGGCGAGUCGUCGUAUGCCAUUUAUUAUUAUCCAAAUGUUGAUCACAAGUGUUACGUUACUUUGUUUAAGUUGGGUUGCAGAACACAAAGCGCCUCUGACUGUUCUCGUGCUUGUUAGUUCGUUGCUUGGCAUUACUGUACUUGGAACAAUUUCUUUGUGUGGUGUUCUAGCUGUUGAACUUGCCCCACCUGGUCUUAGUGGUACUGCACAUGCACUUAGUGCUUUCGCUGCAAACAUUGGUGCUAUCUUAGCCGGUUACCCGUUCGCUGUCCUGGCGGAGCGUAUCAACUGGUCUGGUGCAUUUUUUUUAGCUGGAAUAGCAUCCGGAUUUUCAGUUAUUCCAUUUUAUGUUUUUGAGAUGCUUUUAAUGCUGAAGAUCAUUUUAUUUUGCGUUACUUUAUUGAUGCAUAUAUCGUGUAUUUCUUUUGAUUUUAAAAAAUAUUCAGAUUAUUCAAAAAUUUUCUUCUAAUC